AUCUGUUGAAAAUUGUUUGCUCCAACGUUAUUGUCCUCAUUCAUCACUGCAUGGGAAAAGUGGAGAGCAGAACCCUGCUUACACAUGAUGACUAUUACCCUGAGUAUGUGCCAGAUCGUCAGCCAUGGAACAUUGCCCGCAGCCUCUGCCUCCAGCGUUCAGGGUCCUUUGUGAUGGUGUCCAGUACUGAAGAGAUUCAAAAGCUGAACAGUUUUCUGCGAUCCCUAAAUAUCACCCAACCCGUAUGGAUAGAAAGUGCAGGCAUGCUUCAAAAAACUGGUCCUCCAGACAUAUACAUGCUGGAAUUUCCAAUGCGUCCGCACCGGAAAUCAGCUCGCCUACGCCACAAGUUCCCUAACAUGGAAGCGCUUACGGUUUGCGCUCACCUCCAGCUUGAUCCCACUUGCCAAGGACUUUCCAUAGUCUUCUCAUACGCCAUUCAGUCGUUCAUUAAAGAAUUCCAACUCCAAGCACAAAUCACCAGGAACGAACCGGUCCACCUUGCAUUGCUAGUGCAUGGUUCAAACACCUCCUACAUAACUGGCUUUCCCAACGAUGCUUCCUGGCACUUUGUAUGCACGAGUUGGGACGGGAAUACCGGGGAGUGGGUCAUCUGGGUGGAUGGAGCGGUUGUGGGUUCUGGGAAUUCCCUCAACUCAACCAGUCACAUCGGAGGCGAUGGCCUUUUCAUGAUUGGACAAGACCAGGAGACCUACGGGGGCUACAAUAACGACAAGGCGCUUUGUGGGAACGUUACGCAGCUGUACAUGUGGGAUCGUUUCUUGGUCAAAUCUGAAAUCCAAAGCAUGGAAAAACUUUGCUCAGCCGUCCCUUUUGGUUUGUUCUUCAAGUGGAAUGAGUCUGCGCUGGAAAUAGAGACGUCCCUGCAGACACGUAGAGGGAACUCGCCAUGUCAAGGUUCCAAAAUCCAACCACGAGACCAGCUGGUCAUCUCUGGGUUGGAUCCAAGUCUGCAUCACAAUCUUUCCUUCAAUUCUAACAAAACCUGUGUAGCCUUUGACCCUGCAAGUGGAAAACCCAUUAAUAGCUUAUGUACUACUCACAGAGGAAGUGUUUGCCUGUUCCCAAAAGGUGAUCACCUGCUUUAUGACAUUCUGAAGCUCUAG
Molecule: messenger RNA, 1127 nt
Organism: Sinocyclocheilus rhinocerous
Lineage: Eukaryota; Metazoa; Chordata; Actinopteri; Cypriniformes; Cyprinidae
Product: adhesion G-protein coupled receptor D2-like
Exons: 5
Coding region: 51-1127 (358 amino acids)
Source: RefSeq, a predicted model, not a curated record